Messenger RNA from Cannabis sativa, 1540 nucleotides. Its product is annotated as NAD-dependent protein deacylase SRT2. Gene Ontology annotation, molecular function: NAD-dependent protein lysine deacetylase activity; NAD+ binding. NCBI's taxonomy places the organism in Eukaryota, Viridiplantae, Streptophyta, Magnoliopsida, Rosales, Cannabaceae. The record is from RefSeq and is a predicted model, not a curated record. Bases 175 to 1356 code for a protein of 393 amino acids. The transcript is spliced from 11 exons.
UACGGAGAGAGCCACGUUAGCCAAAUCGCGGUGGGAAAAGUGGGAGCGUGGAACAAGAAAGACAGCUCGUCACAGACUCAUAAUAAUACCCCAACCCAGAUUUUCAUUUUUUACAACGUUUCUCCAAAAUCUCCCUUCUAUUUCACAAAUCCCCUAACUCACAUCUCCAUCUCCAUGUUUAUGCGUCAAUCUCUUCUCUCUAGUGGGACAAAUGCAGAACGAGUGAUGGGAAGCAUCUUAAAAGGCAAAUGUGCUGAUUCCUGUACAGGCAUUAUUCAAUCAAGUUGUAGAAAUUGGCAACCAUUUAGUUGGGGAAGAAGAGUCAUACCUUUUCAGGGUUCUUUAAAAUCUGUGCAAACAUCAUGUCGAAUUUCAGUCCCCGGAAUCUCAUCACAGAAAGAAGAAAUCGUGGCUUCUAACUUUUUGAGGCAGAAGAAGUUGGUUCCUGAUGCCGAACCUCCUAGCAUUCAGGAAGUCCAACAAUUGUAUCAAUUUUUCGAUGAAAGUAAGAAACUCAUGGUGUUGACCGGAGCAGGAAUAAGUACAGAAUGCGGUAUUCCAGAUUAUAGAAGCCCAAAUGGAGCUUAUAGUUCUGGCUUCAAACCAAUUACUCAUCAGGAGUUUAUUCGCUCAAGCCGAGCUCGCCGGCGAUACUGGGCAAGAAGUUAUGCUGGCUGGAGACAGUUUACUGCAGCACAACCCGGUGCUGCUCAUAUCGCUCUAGCAUCCCUUGAAAAAGCUGGACGGAUAAAUUUUAUGAUCACUCAAAAUGUUGACAGGCUGCAUCAGCGUGCAGGUAGCAACCCCCUUGAAUUACAUGGCACUGUGUAUGAGGUUGUUUGUUUAGAUUGUGGAUUUUCUGUUUGCCGGGAUCUCUUUCAAGAACAAGUGAAGUCCCUAAAUCCAAAGUGGGCAUCAGCUAUUGAAUGUUUGGACUAUGGUAGCCCUGGGUCAGAUAAGAGCUUCGGCAUGAAGCAAAGGCCUGACGGUGAUAUCGAGAUUGAUGAAAAAUUUUGGGAGGAGGAUUUUCACAUACCUACUUGUGAAAUGUGCAAUGGAGUGCUUAAACCUGAUGUGGUCUUUUUUGGUGAUAAUGUCCCAAAAUGUAGAGCUGAUAGAUCAAUUCAGGCUGCAAAGGAUUGUGAUGCUUUUCUUGUACUGGGUUCAUCUCUAAUGACUAUGUCUGCCUAUCGGCUUGUCAGAGCUGCUCACGAAGCGGGUGCUGCCACUGCAAUUGUUAAUCUAGGUGAGACGCGAGCUGAUGAUUUGGUGCCUUUGAAAAUCAACGCUCGCCUGGGAGAGAUCUUGCCGAGAGUGCUCAACUUUGGAUCCCUCAGCAUCCCAUCCCCCAACUAAUGCUACAUAAGAAAAUGUUUUCAGAGAUGUAAUUAUAUAAAUAUAUUUAUAUAUAUGGAGGAGGUUACAUCAAAUAUGUAACUAUCGUGGGUAUAUUUAUUUUUAACUAUUAAAUCAUUGUUGAAUGAUUGUGAUUAAUUUAAAAAUUAAAAGAAAAAUAAAUGAUAAAUAACUUGUAACUUGA